AUGGCGGGUCUUGUGGCUGCUGUCCGGAUGUUGCUGUUGCUGCUCGUGCUGAUUUUGGUCGGGUUCUCCUUCUACAACACUCUGAGCAGUUCGGAUCGCAGCGUCGUGGUGCCCGCGGAUGCAGUUGUGCAGCCAGACAAUGAACCGCCACGCCCACACGUGCGACGUGGCAAAACCCGUGCCGCCAACAGAGUACAACAAGCUCAGCGUCAGGUCCGUCAGGAACUGGAGCAAGAAGUGCAGAGAGCCACGGAAGCCCCACCCAAACGCAAAAAAGUGCCGCGCGCCCCCACCACCACGCCACGCCGCGCAGCCCCCACCGCAGCCAAGGUGUCAUCAGAUCGCCGAAAGCAGCUCGAGCUGCAAAAGCAGCAGCAGAUUGAGCUGCAGCGCCGCCGUGCAAACUACACCAGCAUUGAUCAGCUCUACAACGAAUUUGACGCCCAAGGCGUGGUCUCUGACAUUUUACACUUAGGUCCCCGCCCGACCGUCAAUUUUUUCGCGGGCCAACCGCUCAAUGCGACAGAGCGCGUGUGGAUCUUCAGCACUGACUCGAACUAUCUGCGAUGCCUCACCCGCAAUGAUCACGACCAUGUCAUUCUGGAUCUUUGUCAUCCCAAUCACUUUCAUCGUCAGCAAUUGCUCUUCAAAGAUCAGUUUAUGGGCAACUUUGACCCAACGCUGGGCGAGUAUUGCGUGGGGCUUGACAAGAGCAACAUGGUCGUGACUGUACCUUGUCGUGCUUCAGACCCCACUCAGCAUUGGGAGUUUGUUGAUGGCAAGGGCUUGGUCAAUCAGCACCGCGGGCUGUGCAUGGUGGACAACGAAGGCUUUUCGCAGUGCUCUGUUGCGCCCUGUAACGCCAGCGCUUCGCAGUGGUUUAUGCGCGUGACCAAUGAUAUCAUGCCUCACGCAGACAACUGGGCACGUUGGACUGCGACCUUCAAAGAGCGGCGCCAAGCCGCUAUCGAUCAGACCCGCCCCGUUGUGCAGCGUGCUCUGGAGCGAGUCGCCGUCAGCCGCGCUGAGCCUGUACCGGAGACCCGCGUCAAUCGUCGAGUCGUCGUGUUCUUUCAACCCCCCAAAUACCUGGCCGUGUACACUCAAAUUCGCUGGUGGCUCCUGGCCUGGCGCGAGCUGCGACUCAAUCAGCCUGAUCAAAAGUUUGACGUUCUCAUUUAUGGUGAUAUCAAGAUGCUAGCCAACAUUACGCGUGACUUUAAAGAGUGCGAGCAAAAACCUCUCGACCCCACCCUGGCCCCACCGUCUGAGUCGAGCGCUGGCGUGUGUUGGGUCAUUCCUUUUGUGGGUGCUUCCCAACGUCACCCCGAGGAAUACGACGGCUGGUUCAACAGCAUCGAAGUUUUGGUCAACGAAAACACGAGGCCAUUCUUGCGUCAAUGGACCCUUUUGCUGCGAGCCGACGCCGACACGUUUCCCACGCCUCGCAUGCGUGACUUUUGGGUCGAUGCCACCCACAUGGGGCGUAACGCUGGGUACAACAAUCGUUACUCGCAGGCCAAGCUGGCUGAGGCCGCGGCAGAUGCCGGGUUGAAGUACAUCAACGAGAUGCACUUUGCCUCCUCUUUCUAUGGACCUGUCGACACGGUCUUGCGAAUCAGCGAUUUGACCAUGGCAGCGGGGUUGUAUCUACGAAAGCACCUCUUUUCGCCUGGCCUCGGUUGUCGCCUGCCCAGCUUUCUUCGUCCCAGGGGCACAAACUGUGAGUGGGGUUCUGGCCUUUGGGAGGGUGUCAUGCUUCUCUAUUCGCAGGAGGUCGCGGUGAAUCACCUUCUUGGUACCAACGACAACAUUGUGAGCUUCAAGGGGCCGGAAAUGGACGUGCCCACCGGGGGCAAGGAUAAUAUUUGCCGUGCCCGCAUGUUCCACGUGUAUCAUAUGGACGAUCGCUUCAGCAAGCACCACUUCAUCGUGGGCAAUUACGCCAAACUUGACAUGAUCGAUUACGAUUUGCGUACCACGGCUGAUUACUGCACCUGGCUGGCCCUGACAGCCAAUGAUCAGGGCUUGAACGGACCUGAAGUGUAUGCCAAGUUCAACAACGAUCUUUCCAAGCUGUGCGACUGAUCCUAAAGACUUGUGCUUUACUUCUAUGGGGCUCAACAUGGGCAUCAAGCUGGUGAUGCAGCCACUGAUGCGCCGUUCAAGCAAGACAAGGCACGGCCUGUGAGGCCUGCCUGUCUAGAUUGUUUUUCUCCACCCUUUCUGCCCUCGGACCCCCUUCCCCCGUAUCGUAUUUAUGGGCAUGAGUGCUUGCCUUGGGAGUCACCGUGCACCAACACAGGAUCUUCAUGGCAAGCAGCUUUGAUGAAACCUUGUCGAGGCUACCGCGUGUGUUCUGAACGGUGGCUUCCCAACCAUCGACCUGUGUUGGUAGCGUGGCUGCCUGCUCAAAUUUUACACUGUCAUUCCGUA
Messenger RNA from Monosiga brevicollis MX1, 2436 nucleotides. RefSeq lists its product as uncharacterized. Bases 1 to 2088 code for a protein of 695 amino acids. Lineage: Eukaryota; Choanoflagellata; Craspedida; Salpingoecidae. The record is from RefSeq and is a predicted model, not a curated record. The transcript has 5 exons.